This is a messenger RNA of Ambispora leptoticha, 190 nucleotides long. The record is from the annotation of a GenBank genome assembly. Lineage: Eukaryota; Fungi; Glomeromycota; Glomeromycetes; Archaeosporales; Ambisporaceae.
GGAAGGAAGCGGUCUGCCGUGGACAAAACAUCCUCGACACGUUUUCCUAUCUCCAACCAAACCCCUACCACCAGGAGGGCUUGCUGCCAGUCUCCAAAAGGGCAGUGAAUUGUCAGUUCCGAAGAGGGUAGCAAAUUUGCCAGUCCUAGAGGCGGCGGCCACACGUAAAAUGUUUUGGGCUGCGUCCUAG